Messenger RNA from Drosophila kikkawai, 5618 nucleotides. It is a transcript of the gene JIL-1, whose product is annotated as JIL-1 kinase. NCBI's taxonomy places the organism in Eukaryota, Metazoa, Arthropoda, Insecta, Diptera, Drosophilidae. Gene Ontology annotation, molecular function: ATP binding; protein serine/threonine kinase activity. Gene Ontology annotation, biological process: regulation of DNA-templated transcription; peptidyl-serine phosphorylation. The record is from RefSeq and is a predicted model, not a curated record.
UGAGCUGAGGAAAACGCAAAUUUCAUCUGGCCACACUGUACAUAUGCAACUGAAAAGAAAACGGUGAAAAUUGUGGCUGGCCCCGUGUGGCCAAGAAUAAUCAGAAACGCGGGCAAUAACAAUAUAAAUAACUAAUAGCCGCAGGAGCGAGUGCAUCCGUAGCAACUGCGUUCUCAAGGUGGCCGUUGCUAAUAAGUAAGUGUAAGCGAAUGAGAGCGCAAAGCAGAUGGCGAGAGCGUCCCGCGCGUCAGUGUGUGUGCGUGAAUGAGAAGUAGAAAGCGGCGGUAAAAACCUUCGCGUGUAAGGGAAAAACACCAAAUCAUUUUGAUCGAAAAAUAAUACAUAAUUCCCGGGAAAGGGAAAAUAUCUGUGGAAAUCGGAAAAGCAGGCGGAGCAACAGUCGCCGAAAAAGAGAAUCUGCGGACGAAAACAAAAACGCUUUGCAGGCAGCCGCCGAUACUGAAAGUGCCAGCGUGUGCGUGCGUGCCAGCGCGUCGUGUGUGUGUAGUGGUGUGGGCAGUGAGAACGGCGAGGAGAAAACAGUGAUAAUCACAAACGGGCAAAUAGAUUGCUGCAAAUGGUUGAAUAAUAUUUAAUCCAACACCGCCAGUGCUGCAAAAAUCGGUCUGCAUUAUCGUAGUGUAUUCAGUGUUGCACAUCGCGGCCGCCCAAACGCAUAAUCCAACGCGCUGCCCCCGCCGCACCUCUCUGUAUUUGUCAAAUUGACAUUGUCAACAUAUAUUUCUUCCGAAUAACUUUUGGGCUUCUUUCCGUUUGCGAGAUUAACAAUGCGUCACGAUAAUCAGCCACGGAACCUUAUAAAUUGUUGUUUUUGAUUAGAUUUAUGCAAUUUCUCGACCAUCCUUAGACUACGUAGUACAAGUACGUAAAGCGCUGCAUCCUUACCCUUGAAAGGUCGGAUCAAAGGGCAGAACCCAAACCGUACCGAAAAAGCAGCACAGCUAUAAAAUGAGCAGCAGCACAAGUGGCAACAAAGCCCGUCGCAAGCAAAAUCCCGAGCCACCUGUCCAUGAACAGGACCCGAUGGCGCUGAAUCACCUGAAUGGGAUGGCCAACGGAAGUGGUGGUGGCAAAAGGCGCAGGGCCAGCAAACAUACAGCGACAACGGCUACGAUGACAAUGCCAACGCUAACCAAUGGGGUCAGCAAGAAGGCCAGAUUAGAGCAUACCUUAGAGGAGAGUUCCUCUUCCCGUUCUGGAACCGCUUCGGCCAAAUCUCUGGCCUAUAACAACAAUAACAAUAAUAAUAACAACAGCAUCACUGCCACCAAUGGCCAGUACAACAGAACCAACAACAAGAACAGCAAGGAACCCAAUUACAAUUACCGAGACACACACUCGCCGGCAACUCCCCCAUCGCCACCAUCGCCUCCAUCCUCUACAUCGACUGCAUCACCUCCGCCGCCGCCGCCUGAUGACCAAAUCCCCGAGAUCGUGUGCAUUUCGGACGCGGAGAGCGAGGAGGAGCUCGAUCAAGAGCGCGACUACUAUGAUCAGGAUACAGAGGAAGAGGAGCAGGCCGUGGACAGCGAGCUGGAAAUUGACGAGGGCACCCCGAGAGCCACAUGCAAUAAUGGCAAUGCAAAUGCGAACGCGGCUGCAGCAGCCGCUGCUGCGGCAGCGGCAGCCGCAUCGUCGGAAGCCGCAUUACCGGCAAACAACAAUACCACCAGUUCCACAUCGCCCAUCGAUCUGGAUAACGUGGCGCACCAAGAGGAAUUGGAGCAGCUCACCGAUUUGCGAUCCUACGUGAAAUUGUACAGUGAUGAGGCCGUCAGUCUGAAAGACUUCAAAAUUAUACGGGUUCUGGGCACUGGAGCGUACGGAAGGGUGUUCCUUGUUCGUAAGCUGUCGCGUCACGACGCUGGAAAACUCUAUGCGAUGAAAGUUCUAAACAAGAUAACGGUCGUCCAGAAGCGCAAAACCGCAGAGCACACUAAAACCGAGCGAGUGGUCCUGGAGGCUGUCCAGCGAAGUCCUUUUCUUGUAAGUCUCCAUUACGCUUUCCAGUCAACUACGAAACUGUAUUUGGUGCUAGACUUUGCAAAGGGCGGGGAGCUGUUUACGCAUCUCUACCAUGCCGAGCACUUCGAUGAGCAUCGAGUGCGUGUGUACAUAGCCGAGGUAGUGCUGGCCUUGGAGCAGCUGCAUCAGCUUGGCAUUAUCUAUCGCGACAUCAAACUGGAGAAUAUCCUACUCGAUGGCGAUGGACACAUUGUAAUCUCCGAUUUUGGGCUUUCAAAGAUCCUGUCCGCUGAGAACGAUUACCGGGCGACCAGCUUUUGCGGCACUCUAGAGUACAUGGCUCCCGAAAUCAUUAAGUCGUCGCCAUCUGGCCACAACAGUGCCGUGGAUUGGUGGUCGGUGGGUGUGCUCACCUUUGAGCUAUUAACCGGAGCAUCGCCAUUUGCGUCUGCGGAUGGACAGAGUCAACAGUCGGAGAUCUCACGUCGCAUCUUGAAUGAGCCGCCGUCGAUCCCCAGCUCCUUCAGUCCCGAUGCUAGGGACUUUGUGGAGAAGAUGCUGCAGAAGAGCCCAAAAAGGCGACUGGGUGGCAGUCAUCGCGAUGCCACCGAAAUCAAGGAGCACCCCUUCUUCAAAGGCAUUAACUGGCAGGAGCUGCGCGUCAAGCGACGCAAAGCUCCCUACAAGCCUGUUAUUAACGGCGAAGAAGAUGUACAGAACUUUAGCACAGAGUUCACCGACCAGCUGCCCGAGGAUCCCGAGUGUGAGGCCCCGCCCAGUCGGAUUCGGCUCUUCCGCGGCUAUACCUAUAUAGCGCCAGAGCAUUUGGAGCAGAUGCGUCGGGACAAUAACUGUAAUAUUGAGUACUGCAAUCCAGGACUGCAGAACGUACCCUCGCGACCGGAUGACCUGGAGUUGGGCAGCAAGACGGCUAGUGGUGCUUAUGGCAUCUGUCACUUUGUAUCUGACAUUUCCACCGAAAUGGUGUUUAUGGCCAAGGUCAUACAAUUGUCCAAGUAUCGUGCCUCCGAAGUGGACGCAUUGAUCUCGUGCGCCUUGGACAGACAAGGUCACAAGAAUAUCGUCAAUUAUCAUGGAACGUUCCGGGACAAAUGCGAGACUUGGAUCAUUAUGGAGUACCUGUGUGGCGAGGAGCUCUCGGCGCUUAUCCAGCGUAACUUUUUGGAUGAGCAGGCCUGUCGGGAGAUCUUCCAGCAGCUGGUAAUGGCCACACGCCAUGUCCAUGCCAAGCACUUUAUACACGGUGACCUGAAGCCGGAGAAUGUGAUGUUUGAGAGUCGCGACGCUCACACUGUGAAGCUGGUGGACUUUGGCAAUGCCUGCUACAAUGGCAAGUUCCAGAGUUGGAAGGACAAGCCGCGCUACACCCUGGACUACGCUCCGCCGGAACUCCUGGCGGAUCCCAAUAUAGUGACAUACUCGCCGGCCGUGGAUAUUUACGGAUUAGGCGCCACGCUCUAUGCCAUGCUAGUGGGUCAUCCGCCUUACAGGCAGGGCUCCAGAGAUGUGGAACACACCGCCAAUGCCCAUCAUAGGCUAAGGAGACGCAUGCAACGGGAGCCGUUCAAUCAGAGGUCAAGGCGCUGGCUGAGUGCCACCCCUGCUUUCCGGCACCUGGUGGGGUGGUGUCUACAGCGCAAUCCCUCCGAUCGGCCUAGCCUGGACGACAUCCUUGACAGCGAGUGGCUGCAGUAUGGCACCAAUGAUCCCGAUGUGGACAUUAUUUUGCCAGCGGAGGAGCAGGAAGUGGUCGAUCUCAGCGAGGACACCAUGGAGCAGCCCACAUCGGUUGUGCAGGAUCAACCCAAAUCUAGCUCAUCGCUUGACAGGUCGACGGAGGAUGAGGGCAUCACUCUGGUCAACGAGCCAGUUGAGGAGACGGUGGCCAACGGCGGAACUGCAGCGAUAAAUGUUGCUCCCAUAUCGGACGAUGAAGACCUGGUGCUGCACGAUCGCUUCGAUCCGGAUCUUGACGGGACCGAAGUCUUUUAUGGCUUUGACGAGAAUGCCCCGCCCCUGCGUAUGCCCGAGGAAUACUAUGUGGAAAUGCCGCUGCCACAACCACCGCCGCCGCCGCCUCAGGAGGAGCGUCUCCAAAUGCCGCCGCCACCCCCUCCGGCGGCUCCAGUUGUCACGGCCGAAACCACUACCAGCCAACGACCCAGAACCCGUCAGCAGCGUCGUACCGCGAGUUUGUUGCCCCAAAAUACAGUUGCAGAUGCGCCGGAGGUGGAUAGCAAGGCCAGCUUGUAUCUCCUGAUGCAGAAACUGCCGCCGCCCGCCGAGACUAUUGUGGCCCGCAUACCAAGAGUGCAACGUGUCGUGCGUACACUACCCUCCAGUGCGUCCCGGCGGAAGAUAGACGACGAGGUGGAUUUCUUGGGCUUCAACAAGACACCGAAUACAUGGCGCAAAUCGCGGGCUAGCUAUCGGCACUUCUGCCUCCUGAUUAACGGGGUACAGCAGGUGCUCAAGCAUAAAUUCAAGAAGGAACGUCGAGUCUACAGUUUGCCAACGGUGAAAAUUGAAAAAAUCGAUGAGGCGUACGAGAGGCUGCAGAUCUAUCCCAGGCCAAAGCCCCCGAAGCCAAGGCAACCUCGGGCGCCCAAAGUGUACCGUCCACCGACGCGAGUGCAGCCGGAGAGAGCGCGUGCGCAGCGUCAGCAGUAUGUGUUUGAAUGACAUCCUUAACAGGAGCAGCAGGCGGCGGCGUUAAAUGACGAGGUGCUGGUUGUAGAGGUGAAGGAAGAGCAGCUAGAUGAGGAGGAGAAGCAACUGCAGGCGGUGCUGCAGUGGGAGAAGCAGGAGCUGAGGAGUUGAAAACAGACAAUGACACGGACAGGGACCACGACAAGAACGCCAACGAGCAGAGCCCGGCUCUAACCAGCCGCACCAAAGAUCGUGUCAAUAAUUAUUCACCAUUUUUGUUACAACCAUUUGAGAGAUGUAAGGUGAGAGAGAAGCUCAUCCUUAACACCAAUAAUAAAUGUUCAUUCUUAAACUUGAAAGGGGAAGCAGAAACCCCGCCCCUAGUGCUUCAUUGUGCUAGCUAAUUAGUUAAUUUUGAAUUUAAAUUUAAAUUUAAAGUCAAACCAAGGCAAAGUCAAUUUCUUCCCAAGAAGCGGAAGGAAUGGACAAUAAGGAAAGACCCGAGACCACACACAAUCACUGAUAUCAUUACUAAGAGCGAGCUGGAAUUAGUUAAGUGCAGAGUUAUAUGUUUAAGAACAGUGAGAACGACUACAUGAUACCCUCUUUAAACACACAUAUAUACAAAUUUGCUUUAAGUUGUGUCCUAACUUAAGUUAUAUAAAUAUAUAUAUAUUCUUUACUAUUAACCAGAACAUUGUCUGCUCUGGACAAUGCAUUCAAUUCCUAAGUAUCCUAGACAUUAUUUCAGUGGAAUAUAUAAUAUAUAAUCUGCGAACAGCAAUCUACGGCCUGAAGAGUCGUACCAAUUGUUAAUUGCAAUUAAUUUCAUUGUUUUGUUGUCAAGUUCUUUUGUUUUUGUUUAAUUUUUAAAAGUUAGUUUGCCACCUAAAAUGUGUAUUUAAUUGGCUAGAAAAAGGUAUGGAAACCCAAUGAAAUUCAAAUAAACUCGGAAAACAUAA